Dovyalis caffra is the source of this 231-nucleotide messenger RNA. The record is from the annotation of a GenBank genome assembly. Lineage: Eukaryota; Viridiplantae; Streptophyta; Magnoliopsida; Malpighiales; Salicaceae.
AUGGGAAGCCAUAUGGUGGAGAAGGAAUCCCUCCACAAUGUGAAGAAUAUUGAAGCUGUGGUUCUUACCGAAAAGGGUACGUAUAAAUUUCAAGUCUUGGAGAUCGCGGCAAAGCUCAAGGAUUGGGAGACAAUUAAUGCUUUGGAAGUUUUGAAACCAAAUAGGAUAGUUAGACAAACGUUUAUAAUCAAAAGUUCAAAAAUGGUUUCUGAACGUGCAAGUUCAUCUUAA